CAAAUCACACGGCUUGUUUUGUCUCACGGUGGACAUUUGUGCUCCUAAAUGAAUAAUUAUGACAUUAUAUUCAGCCCACAGAUUUCUACAUGAUAAACAAAACAGAAAUCCGCAAUAAUAGUGCGCUUUUAAAAAAAUCCUUAUGAAGUUAAUACAAACUCCUGUCAUUGGUCCAGUCUCAUCAGCGCUGUGAAAAGUAACACUCAUCACGUGACAACGCCGUCUCUAUUCUCAGGUUCAGUAACACUCUGGACAAAUAAAUUACUCUAGAAAAACGACACUUGUCGUCCUCAAAUGAUGUUACAUUUAAAAUACAACGUGGAGAGACAUCAUAAUUUUACACCCAUCGUUUCUGGCCAAUUGGAAACAUCAGUCGGUCCGUUAAUCGCUGCCUAUGUUAGGUCUCGUGUUGCGAGCUAAUGGCCGUUCUAUCCGCUCGGUUUAUUUCUAUGAGAAAUCAAGAGGGAAAAGGCUCAGUAUGAAGUAAACAGAUGUCCUCCGUGUCUAAACACUGAUUCAAAACCUUUCACAAUUAACAGCUAUCUUACAUGUUUCUACGCAGUCUGUCAUUUGGCGAAUUUAGCGUGUUUCGGCCGAUGCGGAGGCGAUUUCGAUGAAUCCCUGCUGCACUACAGUAUGUGCCCGAGGCCUACAACUUAACAGGUCCUUGGCCUGAAGGCGUAUUCUCUAAAUCUGAUCCUGAGAGCAUGUCUUCUAAACUUGAACCUGAUGUUGACGAGAGUCUAAAUCCAGAUGACGUGGCUGGUUCUGAGCCUCCAAGCUGGGCUGUAGGACCAGAUGAAGUUAUGACCCUGGGCUUGUCAGGAGAAUACCUCUAUGCAGUGAAGACCGAACCACCAUCCCUAUGCACUCCCAACAGUACAGAAAGUACAAGAGAUGCCAUUGACUGCAGCCACAAUGAUUUCCCAGCAGGAACUUCUGAGGAGACCAGUAGCCUCAUCCUCCAGCAGCUAACCAUCCUGAACCACCGGCUUGGAGAACAGCUGGCUGAGCAGAGAGCCUUCCACUGCAGCAUGCUAGGAAUGAUGGAUCGCCAGAUCCAGGUCCUGGAGCAGCUCUCCAAUUUUACAAGGAACCACCAACCCAAGCUUGAGACCCCGGACACGGACUCUUCAGUUAGUCUGAACGUGCAUGAAGCUCAAACACAGACUCUUGAGCCAUAUCCCAUGUUCCUCACGCCCAAAAGCAAACCAGCAGCUGCUCCUUGGAAGGUCUCUCUCUUGGAAGUUCACAAGAGGUCACCUUCUGAGUUGGGCGGUGACACUGAGCCUCCUCAAACCUUGCAGGGUUGCAAAGAAAACACCUCUAGCCCACCUUCUUUAGAGAUUUCACCCUCAACCAAGAACGCUAUUGUGCAGAAUGGAUUGUGUAAGCACGAUUGAGUGCUGUCUAUUUGGGACGUUAAGCAUUCAGUAGGAACUACAAAAGUCUUUUGUCCUGUAGAUGUUUCAGGAGCUUGUCUGAUCUGAAACAUCAUCAACAUGCAUUUUUCAGUUUCAUAGGAAAGUAUUCAGUGCUCUGAUGUUUUAAUCAGUAACACUUUUGAGAAAUAGAACAGUAGACUUGUUAUUUAUUUACUUUGGUUUGUUUGCGAACUAACACUCGAUGUGAAUCUUAGAUGGUAAGUAACUCAACAGUGACUGUUUCAAAAUUGCAGUUCGGACCAAGGUAGCUUUAUGUCUGUAAUCAUCUUGCAUUAUCUGAGA
This is a messenger RNA of Cyprinus carpio (common carp), 1727 nucleotides long. RefSeq lists its product as uncharacterized. The coding region runs from base 708 to 1403 and encodes 231 amino acids. The transcript is spliced from 3 exons. The record is from RefSeq and is a predicted model, not a curated record. NCBI's taxonomy places the organism in Eukaryota, Metazoa, Chordata, Actinopteri, Cypriniformes, Cyprinidae.